GAGACAGUUGCUGCAAUCCACAAAGCAUGGGCUACAUUAAGAAAAUAGUGGAGAAUAAAAUACCAGGGAUUUAUGUGCUAUCUCUCAAGAUUGGGAGCAACCUGAUACAGGAUAUGGAGAACAGCUUCUUUAUGAAUGUGAAUGAUCAAGUGAGAGAGGUGUGCAGCCAACUCGCAAAGGACCCUCACUUGAAAGGAGGCUACAAUGCAAUGGGCUUCUCCCAAGGAGGCCAGUUCCUGAGGGCCGUGGCCCAGAGGUGUCCUUCUCCUCCCAUGCUCAAUUUGGUCUCCGUUGGGGGGCAGCACCAAGGUGUGUACGGCUUUCCACGCUGUCCUGGUGAGAGCUCCCAUAUCUGUGACUGGAUCCGAAAGACGCUGGAUCUGGGCGCCUACACGCAAGCUGUUCAAGAGCACUUGGUACAAGCAGAGUAUUGGCACGACCCUCUGAAGGAGGAGGACUACAGGAAAAACAGCAUCUUUUUGGCAGACAUAAAUCAGGAGAGGGGCAUCAAUGAGACGUACAAGAAAAACCUGAUGGCUCUGAAAAAGUUUGUGAUGGUGAAAUUUCUCAAUGAUACCAUGGUCGACCCUCCAAUCUCUGAGUGGUUUGGAUUUUACAAAAGCGGCCAAGCCAAGGAGACCAUUCCGCUGAAGGAGACCUCACUGUAUACAGAGGAUCGCCUGGGGCUGCAGGAGAUGGACAAAGCAGGAAAGCUGGUGUUCCUGGGGGUGAAAGGGGAUCACCUGCACUUCUCAGAAGAGUGGUUUUACACCACUAUCCUCCCCUUCCUCCAGUGAAGCUAAGGGGAGGCACCCUGCAAGAGCACUGGGGAGGGUCUACCACUGUAGUUAAUGCAGCUGCUACUGUACAACAGCACUUUCUGCGUACAAGCCUGCGGGGACCGGGGAAAGGGGAAGAAGACGGGGUUUAGCUCAGCA
This is a messenger RNA of Cariama cristata (Red-legged seriema), 938 nucleotides long. It is a transcript of the gene PPT1, whose product is annotated as palmitoyl-protein thioesterase 1. Gene Ontology annotation, biological process: receptor-mediated endocytosis; protein depalmitoylation. Gene Ontology annotation, molecular function: palmitoyl-(protein) hydrolase activity. The annotation marks the transcript as partial. NCBI's taxonomy places the organism in Eukaryota, Metazoa, Chordata, Aves, Cariamiformes, Cariamidae. Gene Ontology annotation, cellular component: lysosome. The record is from RefSeq and is a predicted model, not a curated record. The transcript has 8 exons.